This is a messenger RNA of Rubroshorea leprosula, 2309 nucleotides long. The record is from the annotation of a GenBank genome assembly. NCBI's taxonomy places the organism in Eukaryota, Viridiplantae, Streptophyta, Magnoliopsida, Malvales, Dipterocarpaceae.
AUUCUUUGAUUUUUGAUUUAAUCGAAGUGUCACUCUCCUUUCUCCCUUUCUGUAGUUGAUUUUGAGUCUUCGGAAGGAAGUUAGGGUUGGGAUUGAGAAUAAUUUUGAAUGUGUGUUCAAGGGUUUUUUUUUUUUUUUUUAAAGGGGUCCUGACUUCAUUCGUCCCCCUACUUCAUGCAGAAAUUAAGGAAAUGUCUUCAGAAGGAACUGUAAGUGUUGUAGGAAGUGAGGUAAUGCCUUUGGAGUAUGGUGGGAUGGACUCAGAGAGUAGUCCAUCCAGUUCGGAGAGGACGGUGGAAGGGGUGGGAGGAGGUGAGGUAGUUGGGGUUGGGGGGGAUAGUGUACCCAUAACUGUGGUAGAAGUAGAGGGUAGGAAAGGGAGGUGCUACGAUGUAGAUGCAGACAUCGUAGGUGAGGUAAAACAAUAUGAGUUCGAGCUCAAGACCAAGGAUAGCCUGGGGUAUUUGGUGGAGAGUUAUGAGAUCUCCUCUCGAGUGUUAGUUAGGCCAGCUGGGAUAGAGGAGAGAGCGUGUUCUACUCCUCGGGAUCAUUGGAUGCCUGUGUAUGCCCAUUAUUUGGCAGCUGGGCUUAGGUUUCCAAUACCUGAGUUGCUAGUGGGUUUGUUGUUAGAUUACAGUAUAGGGUUGACACAGUUAGUCCCCAACGCUAUGAGGGGGGGAAGUAGGAAAGAUAAGGGGUGGUAUUAUUUCACCCCUAAGAAGGCUAAGAGAGCCAACCAGAAUAAAUUUAGUUUAAAUGAGGAUGAGGAGGAAGAGGUGAGGAAGUUAGAGAGGGAGGGGGGAGAUUUAUUAAAUAUCAUGGACCUCACCAGCGCAGAAUACAUAGAAGCUGCUGAGCUCUAUGGGCCAAGCACUUUAAGUGAAGCUGAAAUGAACAAAUUUUUUGACACUGCUAGAGGAGUGGCCAUCCCCAAGAAGCCAAGGAAGAAGUCAAAGACUUCAACCAAACAAGUGGAUGAGGGGGGAAUUGGAAAGGAGGUAGUGCCCAGCACUGCAGCCGGGGUGGAGGAUGAGGUGCUAGAGCUGCAGUUGAAAAGAAAAAGUAGGGAGGAGAGAGGGGCACUACUAAAGAAGAAGAAGGUGGUGGAGGAGGAGGAGAGGGGCAGCGAGGUUCCCCAGUUCGUACCUCGGCCUCUUCCUGUUGAGCUCAACUCUGAACUCAGGGAGUUGGAGGAGGUGGAGGUACGAGCUCCCGGCAAGGGAAAGGGCCUUGUUCUCCCAUUGUCUUUUCAGAGCAGCCUGUUCGAGGCAAAGAACACAAUGGGGGCGAGGAGGUUCAUCAAUUCCACCUUCCCUGAAGUGGACAAACGUUGCGCACGGGAGGAGGCUCUUAAGUACUGUGGGGCUUCGGUGGUGAAGCACGUUUUGGAGGAGUUCGCAGAGAGUGUGAAGAAGCGCUCCCUCUUGCAAAGGCAGUGUGACCAGCUGCAGAGGGAGAAAGAAGAACUACAGAAGGAGAAGGAAGAGCUACAGAAGAAAAAUAAAGAGAUGCAAGGGGUGCUGGACGAGGUGGUUCCAGCUGUGAAGCAGCUAGAGCAGGAUAGGGCCUCCCUGAGUACUAAACUCAUCUUUGAGGAGAGCAAACGAAAGAUCUCUGAAAGCGAGCAUGAGGCUCAGGCGAAGGAGAUAACGUUGAUGAAGGAGGCUUAUGUGGAGCUAAAGAACAAUGUGCAGCUGCUGGUGCACAAUGGAAUGGAGGAGCACAUCAGCAACUUCAUUAGCUCGAGCUCAUUUGACAACAUCAUUACCUUCGGAGAGCAAGAAGCGGGAGUAGAGGAAAAUGGUGAGAGUAUGUCAGCAGACUUCCGUCCUCAGAUCAAACUGAGGUGGGAUCAUGAUGCAGACGGACGCACUGUUUUCCCUCCGAACUUCGACUUGGAGUUCGUUGCAGUGGAGGAAGAAGAGGCAGAAGUAGAGGAGGAAGAUGAUGUGGGGGCAGGAGUGGAAGGGACUGAAGUGGAUGAGAGCCAACCAGCUCCAGAAGUGGAGAUUCAUCCAGUUCCUUCUGACGAUGAGCAGCCUCCUCGAGCAGCAGCCAACACAGCCACCUCUUCCAGCUGAGCAGGAGCCAGUUCAGCCACCUUCUCCAGCAGAGAAAUAAUUUUGGUUGUUUUUUAAGUUUUCUUUGAUGUUGUUUGUGCAAAAACAAUUUGUAAUAUUUUUAUUACUUUGAAUGAAAAUUUUGAGUUGAAAUCAUAUGUUGUGUUUACUUUACAUUUUUGUUGUUUUAUAUUGAUAGAAGUACUUAGAUUAGUAUGGAUUUUUCUUGAAUGAAAGUUAAUUAUUUCG